Zea mays is the source of this 2013-nucleotide messenger RNA. RefSeq lists its product as uncharacterized. The transcript has 6 exons. Bases 124 to 1455 code for a protein of 443 amino acids. NCBI's taxonomy places the organism in Eukaryota, Viridiplantae, Streptophyta, Magnoliopsida, Poales, Poaceae. The record is from RefSeq and is marked validated. Gene Ontology annotation, molecular function: RNA binding.
UCCCAUUCCCAUUCCCAUCCGGUAACGGCAUCCCGCGUCCCUCGGCUCGGAUCGCCGCCGCCCAACGGAGCAGGAGCAGGAGCAGCGAUCCAUCCUAUCCUAGGAGCCAAACCCUAGCCAGCUAUGGAGCCGCCCGCCGCCUCCUCCUCGUCUGAUCCCCACUCCCCGUCUCCGUCUCCUUCUCCCUCCGCCUCCCCGGCCAAGCGCUCCGCCUGGAAGCACCCCGCCCCCAACGACACCGCCGUCAUGGACGCCAACAACUGGCCCGCGCUCUCCGACGCCGCCAAGGGCAACAAGCUCCCGGACUCCUCGGCUCCAUCACCUGCGCCCGUAGCCGCACCAUCGGCCGUUGCCAACUCCUCCAGUUCGCAAAAGCACGGCGCCCAUCACGGCCGCCACAAGUCCGCCAGGCGCAUUGGCGGUGGUGGCGACCACUCUCCACGAGACCAUCCUGACCGGAACGUUGCCGCUGGUUGGGACCAUGCUGCCGGCGGUGGCGGGGGCAGGGGUGCCCAGAGGAACCAUAAUAACGGAGGUGGCAGGAGGGGCAAUGGCGCACCUGCCUCUGCCACUGGGCCUUCUCAUCACGGUUCUGGUGCCGGUGGCGGCAGCGGCGGAGGCUUUGGUGCUAGGCGAAGAGGGGCAUACGAGCCACCAUUCUAUCGUGGCCCUCCACCACCGAUGGGCAUGGGCCACUACAUGAGAGGUGCGCCGCCGCCACCGCCCAUGACUGUCGCACCACCGUUCAUGGGCCCUCCACCGCCACCAGUUUCGUCCAUGCGCCCGUAUGCUGGACCAAUGAUGUUCCAUGACAUGCCAUCUCCCAUGUCUCCUGUAUCCCCCAUAUACUUUUAUGGGCCACCACCACCAGAGGCUCUUAGGGGACUGCCUCUUGCGCCUCCUAUGGUUGGCCCACCUGCUUAUCCAUACUUUCAAGCCCAGCCUGAACCUGAACCUCAGCCUGAUCCUGAGCCUGAUGCGGAAGAGGAACGUGUCAAGCUGCUCAAGCAGAUAGAGUUCUACUUCAGCAAGGAGAACCUAUGCUCAGAUGUGUACCUGAGGCAGCAGAUGGAUGGUCAGGGCUGGGUUGAUUUAUCUCUUAUAGCUGGCUUCAAAAAGGUCCAAGGGCUGAAGAAGGACCUACAAUAUAUAAAAGAGACGGUGCAGUCCUCAUCUGUACUGGAAAUGAAGGAUAAUAAAAUCAGGAAGCACGGAGACUGGGAGAAAUGGGUGAUCCCUCGCGAGAGCAAUCCUGAUGCCCCGUCAAGAUUAGCAUCUGUAUCAAGACCUAAUGUCAAUAACCUGACAUCACAUCUAGGAGGCAUGGGUCUGCAUGAAUCCGCUAGCUCUACUGGCGCAGAGGAGCUGAACCAUCAUGAUGUCGUCCAGAACGGAUCGCCUUCUGGUAAGGAACCGGCAGCUGAAGACAGUUCUGGUCAGCAGGAGUUGCAAUAAGACAGUGGCUCGCCUUCACACCAUGACUGCAGGGGUUUUGUGCCAGAGCACAAAUGAUAGUUUCUUCUUUUUUUUCGGGUUUUUGGGGUUGGUUGGGGGGGGGGGGUUUGGACGAGGUGUGAUAAUGACUCAUGAGGGGCGUGUUAGACUGACAGGCGAAUGUGUUUACCGGGGGUCAGGUAGAUAAGAUUUUGCUUUACCUUGUGGUAUUCAGGCGGAGGGGUAGGGCAGCUGGUGAAGCAGCAGAGAAGGAAGGCGGUGGUUACAUCUGGAGGCGCCUCAGAUGACAUGGAAGACUGAAAAAACAAGUCUAUUGAAGACUGAAAAAGAAGUCAAUUGAAGACUAGCGUAGCGGCCCUGGGCGGCUUUGUUUUCACAGGAUGGUAUUCUGGUGUUGCGAUGAACUAGUCUUCAUCGGGAUGGAUGUUGUAGGACCUUCAGGUUUUUUUUUUAUUUUUUUUAUGGAGGAGCUGAAAGUUUCUGACUUGGGAGAGUGAGGGAGUUUGACUUGUUUUGUUUUUGUGGUGGCGUUAAGUUAAAGUAAGAAGAAGAUGUUAG